AUGGUUACCGAAACGUACUAUUGGACCCCCCAGAGUGACCUCUCAAUCGACGAGUAUUUGAAAAAGUGCAAGCCCUCCGUCGUCACCAACGCCGACACGGCAGUGAGUAUCGACUUGUGGAUGCUAGUUGACAUCAGUGGAUCUACGUCGGCGUUCCCUCGGAAGAAGACUCGGGUGGUCCCAGCGGCGAUGCAUUCAAGGCUGUUGAAAAGGCGCGCGUUGUCGGAUAUGACCAAACGGUACCUGGCAGUCGAAGCGAAUGACGAGAUCCCCGUCCGUGCCAAGAAGGGGGUCAAGUCUAAGAAGGCCGUUCGCGACGAGAUUCACGUCGAGGCCGCCGAGGCUAUCAAGGGCAUUGCUCAGGAGACGAAAUAUGUGCAUGGCAAGUGGGUGCUGUUCGCGAACGAAAACGUCGACUCGGCUUGGGGCAAGAUUGCGCGCAGCAUUGCGUUUGGUCCUCUGAAGGAUGUCGGCGUCACGGCCGCCAAGGUUGCCCCCAAGAACCUCUAUGAACCCGAUCGCGGACAUGUCAUUUGCAUUUACUUCAAGGACGUUUACGACAAGGACUUGGCCCGCAGAAUCCUUGUCGUUCUUCUCAAGGACCACGGUCUCAACCCCACUGGUGUCAAGUCUGAUCUCUACACGUUACUUGAUCUGGACUCGCAGCAUCCAUCAAAGAUCCGAACCACCGUCUGGCGUCCCAACGAGGUCAUCGACGGUGGUGCUGCUGCGGUCAAGGCACUCCAGGAUGAAUACAGCCCUUCCAAGGAGGCAGCUCGUAACAAGAAGGCUGCUGCCGCCGCCGCUGCCGGAGACCUCGACAAGGACACUGCCGCCGACGGUACCGACGACUCCAAUGGGGAGAUCAAGCCCGAGUCGGAAGCGAAAGUCGGCGAGAAGCGCCAGAAUGCCGAUGAGAAUGAGAAGGUUGUGAAGCGUCCCAAGACGGCUGCGACCAAGUACAAGGAGAAUGACAUGUUUGCGGCCUCGGACAGCGAGGACGAGUAA
Apiotrichum porosum is the source of this 1008-nucleotide messenger RNA. RefSeq lists its product as uncharacterized. The coding region runs from base 1 to 1008 and encodes 335 amino acids. The transcript has 10 exons. The record is from RefSeq and is a predicted model, not a curated record. Lineage: Eukaryota; Fungi; Basidiomycota; Tremellomycetes; Trichosporonales; Trichosporonaceae.